This is a messenger RNA of Paramuricea clavata, 441 nucleotides long. The record is from the annotation of a GenBank genome assembly. Lineage: Eukaryota; Metazoa; Cnidaria; Anthozoa; Malacalcyonacea; Plexauridae.
AUGGGUACUGGGCAAUUCCUAUGUGACUUCCGUAGAGAUUACCACAUCACAAAAUCACUGGCACAUCGCAAGGCUGUAACCCAGACGAAACAAAAAGCAAAUGAGAAAUGGAUGAAAGUUCAUUUUCAGCACAUUGAGCAGGAUAGAAGUCCCGGCAAGAAAGUUUCCCAUGUCCGUUUGUUAUUGCUGGUGAACGAGUUGAAAGACAACGGGUUGACGUGUCUGUGCACCAAGAAUGAAUUGCAACGUCUGUGCAAUGGGUACAAUGUGCGAUAUCUCUUGAAGUGGAACAAAGGAAAAUUGUCAGCAGAACUUGCACAUGCAAUCUUGCAUUGUGAAAACAUGCCAAGUUCCCCAGUUACAUCAAAAUAUGUCGUAGCCAUUAUUGUUAGAGAAGAUCAACCUGCACUUAUUCCAGUUCUGAAUCUUCGCCGAUUGUAG